Cercocebus atys (sooty mangabey) is the source of this 2978-nucleotide messenger RNA. RefSeq names its product testis expressed 35 (gene TEX35). The record is from RefSeq and is a predicted model, not a curated record. The transcript has 9 exons. The coding region runs from base 1829 to 2626 and encodes 265 amino acids. Lineage: Eukaryota; Metazoa; Chordata; Mammalia; Primates; Cercopithecidae.
GGAAGAGCAAGAUCCUGUCUCUUCAUAAGUAAAUAAUCAUUAUUCAGGAUCGCCGCAUGGAUUUCCCCAGUCCCUCCAGAACAUAUUGAUAAAACAAUGGUGUACAAUGUUUGAAAACAUAAAUAGUAAAUGCUGUGAGAAGGCACAAGCCCAGAGCUGUGGGUCUGUAGUUAAAAUUCUGCCCAAGUGAUAAUACCAUGCGUACAUACAUAGAUAAUUUUUUGCUUUAUAAAGUGGUUUUGCAUUGAGACACUGAUUUCUCUUAGACCUUCUUUCCUAAUAGAUAGGCCAGUGGGCUCAUGUCCUAUGCUUGGCUAGAAGGCAGCUCAUUUAACAACUGCUCAGCCAAGCAAGGGAAGCUCUGCUGCAGGUCCAGGAGGCCCCCAAGCCAAAACUAGCAGAAGGAGGUGGUGCCCAUUUUCACGGGGCUAGUGGAUGUUGAGGUGGAGUCAGUUGUUUUCACUGUAAUUCCCUUGGAGAAAGGGCAUUCCUACCACGAAGCCAUCAGAUCUGGGAGGGCUGAAUUAAACGGUCCAAGGAAACUGAAAAGUUCCAGCCCCUCAUUUAUAAGUGGGGAAAGUGAGGCCUGGGAAGCUGGUGACCACCCCCAACUCCCUCUCCUUCCCCUGAUGCAGUGGCAGACACAUUCUCCUCUGGCUGCGGUGGAGUAAGACCCACAGCUGUCACCAGUGUCGGGGCUGGGAAAUCACCACCGAGGAAAUGCAUCAGAAGCACUGCAGGUGGCUCCAGAGGUGCCAGCAGCCUCCAGGAAGGAUAGGCUCAAGCAGGCACGUGAAACGGGAGGGUGAGUGUGAUCAGCAGCGGCCUGUGUGGAGAUGUCAUUCACAUGCAAUUUGCAUUAGUUCCUGUACUCCUGUGCUGUCUGUCCUCAGAUGUCCAUGCUGGCCUUUUCUGUGCAACUAGCAGCUGAAAUGAGAGGGAAGAAGGAAGUGAAUGCCCAGUGAUAAGAGGAAAGAGAAAUCAAUUUCACCAAUCCAGAUCCCCAGUGAUUUUUUAUCCCAUGGGGUGACAUGUUCCCCUGACUGUCUACUUUAGCACAAACUAUGGCUACCCUCAGAAUGGCCUUUUCUUUAGUAUUCUUCUUUAUUUGCCCCAAAAGCUUCUUAUCUUUAGCUUCUGUCCCAGCUCUCUUCCAGGAUGAUAGAAGAACAAGGAAAAUAGACUUUUUAGGUGGGCAGGGCUCAGGGGGUGGUUGUGGGACAGCGGCAGUGUGAGGUCAGAGGCAUCAGAAACCAUCCUGCUGAGAUUGGCUACCCCACCUCAUACAGAGUAUCCCAGGUUAAGUCAAACAGUGCAUGCACGUUGAACCAGAGCGACUUCAGGGCAUCCGCCAACCCAAGGUGGCUUCCGGUCCGAGGUGGGGUCCAUUCGCAUGAGGAGUGCACAGCAGAGGACAUGGGCUGUGCGCUCAGAGGAGGAGGUGGCUGUCCCUGGAGGAUGUCCCUCUGAGUAAGUAGGUGAGUCCUGCUGCAGAAGGAGCCUCUGCUUCUGACACGUGCCUUGCACUUCAGCCGUAGCAGGCUAUGGUCCCCCUCAGUGUGGACUUUCCUUCUGUUGCAAGAGGGAGGCCUGGUGGGACUCUGAAACCUGGCCUGAGCCCCUCAUCUCAGUGGCCAAAACCCCCCAGGCCUGAAGCUGUGGUGACACUCUGGACCACCAUGUGGGUCCUGGGCAUUGUGACCUCAGCUGUUCCGUACACAAAGGGGUGGUCACCCUGCCCUCACCUUGACCUGUAUGUUGCCUAGGACAGUGGCCUGGUCCCGGGGGCUAUUGUGGGGAGUUGAAGAACACCCUGGCCUCCUCCAUCAUGUCGGCCAAGAGGGCAGAACUGAAGAAAACACAUCUGAGCAAGAACUACAAGGCAGUUUGCCUGGAAUUGAAGCCAGAGCCGACCAAAGUAAGAAGCUCUUUUGAGGCCAUGCCAGCAGCCAGGCCUGAGAUCCAUGGGGAAGUGACCUGGAGUCAGGGGUCAUUUGCUGAUCCUAGUGGCCAAGACCUGUGCCAGACAUUUGAUUACAAAGCAGUUAAACAAGAAGGGCGGUUUACCAAAGCAGGAGUGACACAGGACCUAAAGAAUGAACUCAGGGAAGUGAGAGAAGAGCUCAAGGAGAAAAUGGAGGAGAUAAAACAGAUAAAGGAUCUAAUGGACAAGGAUUUUGAUAAACUUCACGAAUUUGUGGAAAUUAUGAAGGAAAUGCAGAAAGAUAUGGAUGAGAAGAUGGACAUUUUAAUAAAUACACAGAAGAACUAUAAGCUCCCCCUUAGAAGAGCACCAAAGGAACAGCAGGAACUCAGGUUGAUGGGAAAGACUCACAGAGAACCACAGCUCAGGCCCAAGAAAAUGGAUGGAGCGGGUGGAGCCAAUGGAGCACCCUGUGCUCUUCACAAGAAGACGAUGGCACCACAAAAAAAACAGGGCUCACUGGAUCCCCUUCAUGAGUGCGGGCCCUGCUGUGAGAAAUGCUUGUUGUGUGCUCUAAAGAACAACUACAAUCAGGGGGAACCUUCCUUCAGAGGCCUCAGGCCUUUACAAAGGUGGAGAGGAGCCAGUGACCACCCAACCUUCUGUGGGCCAUGCUGCGCCUGCCCCAAAGUCCCAGACUGAGGGAAGGUGAAGCUUAACUGCCAGCUUGAAAUGAGAGUAAAGAAGAUACAGAGCAAACAGUGUUUCAGAAACUAUCCUGCCCUCGGUGUGAUUCUUUGGCUUCAAUUUGAAGGAGGAGGAAUUAUGGGAUUUCAUAUUUUAUUUCACACCAGUUCCUCCUUGUUUCAUCUCUUCGCUAAGCUGGCUGCUUCUACCAUCUAAUAAAUAACUGGCCAAGUUCUUUUUUUUUUUGGAAUUUUAUUAUUAUGGUUAAUUUUGUGGGUUCAUAGUAAGUGUAUAUAUUUAUGGGGUACAUGAAAUAUUUUGACAAAGGCAUGCAAGGUGAAACAAGCAUGCCAUGGAGAAUGGGGUA